ACCAGUUCUAACUGUGUGCAUUGUGUCUGCUUUGUGCACUUAUGGCUAGUUAAUUCUACAUGCACCUUGUUGUCUUAUUUAGUAGUAUACUGUAAGUAUAAGUUUAAUUAAGGCUGUAAAUACAGAGCCUGAAAGGAGCAAGAAAGAACUACUGGUACAUAGCUGUUACUUUUUCAGCCACAAUGAAGACCAUUUCUUUUCUCAACUUCCUUUUGUUUGUUCCACUUACCAAUGGAUCCAUAAUCAAUGUAGAGGGAUUCGAGGGGAGAAAUGUCUCCUUCCAGUGCAAACACAAAAUUGCAUCGAAAAGCAACAAGUAUUUUUGCAAAGAUCCAUGUAAAGGUGAAGGAGACAUACUGGUUACUGUAGAACCUGGCAGAAGAGCAGAGUCAGGGAGGAUAACUCUGGUGGACUCUGGGGAUGGAUCCUUCACUGUGACCUUCAGUCAUCUCCAGCUGUCAGACUCACAGAAAUACUGGUGUGCAGUGGAUAGGCCUGGUUUUGACACAUUUACUGAAGUGCAGCUUGCAGUAAAGGACGAUCAGUCAGCCAGCCAUUCAGUUCUUCAGUCAGUCAGUCGUCCACCCAGUCAGCCAUUUCAGUUCAUGUUCUGUUCAUCCAACCUACCUACAAUAAACCCCAUUAUCCUGCACCGUGAGUCCAGCGUUUGGGUCAUCUCUUCCUCGCCUCCACACACGACACGCCUGACAAUUACAGCAAGUAUCAUAUCUGAUGUUUCUUCCACAUGGACAUAUCAAAAUACCAACAUAACACAUUUUACAACUGGAACAGGAACCAUGAAGCCUACAAACCUUUCAACAGACUUAAACUUCACAGCUGAAGAAGAACUUAAAACCGACACAGGCACCAUCAUGCUUACUGCUGCUGUGGGUUUUGCUUUGAUCGCUCUCUUGUUACUGGCAGUAUGCAUCAGGAAGUCCAGAAAAACCUCAAAACAUAAAGAUUACUGCAACAGCACAGACUUCAGCAAUGAAAACCAAAGAGAGGUCAGCUGUGAGUACAGUGACACUGACGAGAGGACAAACCAAUGUAAAAAGUCAUCUCAGAGUUCUUCUGUCUCCACUCACCAACAAAGAUCCCAUUCAGAUCCAGCAUCAUCUGAACCUGCAGCAACCAAAUGCAGUGUACCCUCCAGUAUCUAUGAAACCAUUUAUUUCCCCAGCUUUCCUGCAGAUUCAGAAUGUUCAACUACACAGCACCAAAAUGUCUAUGAUGAUAACUCUGGGAUAUAUGUCAAUACUUUGUCAGCUCUAGUGCCUAAAAGAAAAAAAAAGGUAUUUGUCGAAAAGACAACUAAACCUAAGUCAUGUAAAAAUGUAGAGAGCUGUACCUACAAGGCAUCUCCUGUCUGCUGUGGAUCAACUGCAAAGGAGCCCAAAUCCCUUUGGUUUGGUUUAGAUUUAUCAGAAAUAAACCCAAAUUAAUCUUAAAUUUUCAAUUUGUAUGUUAUCAUAAACAUUCAUGGGCAAGUUGAUUUCUCCAAUUAUGUGCACCAUAAUCUCCAGUUAUGAUUAUUAACUUUUGCAGCUAUCCUCAGUAUCUGCAGGUUUGCCUUCUCAGGCAGAUUAUUGGUCAUAGUUAAAUUGGACUGGUCCUUUCUGGGGAUAGAAAUAAAAUAGAAUAGAUUAGCCCUUUGUUAUCAUUGUACAUGUACAAUGACAUUGUAGUUGCUCCACAGCAACUGUGCCGGAAUAAAUAUAAAUAGUAGACAGGAGGAAUAAAUAGCAAACAGGAGAAAUAUAUACAAUGAAGAGAGAUAUACAUAUAAAAAAACAAGCAAAAUAUAUAUAAAAAAUAAGAGAAAGGCACACACUGGAGGACAAAAUAUUUUCAAAGUGCUCGGAGCUAGUGCAUAGAAAAUCAAAAGAUCUGGCGAUGGUCUCCAGCGGUGGCAGAGGGCAGCCAAUGAUUUUUUGGGUGGCGUUAAUUAUGCUCUGCACACCCUUUAUCUUCUCGGCCCCCAGUAGUUUCUUUUGGGAAAAACCCUGAUCCUGGGGGAUCAGAAGUGUCUGGUCUUCAGUUAUUGAACAAAACGAAGUAAACAAAAUAAACUCUUUGUCUUGAAAUGAAAAAAAAAUCCAGUCUGAAUUGUCAUUUUAUGUUCGCUGAGACCCAAACAUUAAUACUGUAAGGGACUGUCAGUGUGCAGACCCUAUUGUCUACUACCCAGUUAGGACUAAUAGUGCAUAGGGCUUAUCUGAAAUUCGAGAAAUGGCUUGAUUCAGUUCUUCAGAGAUUUCCCAUAAUCCGACUGCCUGGCUGGCCUCACCAUUUCAUCCAGAAUCUCAUUUGUACUGGGUUCGCCAUCAGUGGUUCUCCAGAAUCCUUUCUAGUAAAAAAAAACAAAUUAUGAUUUUAUAACACAAAUAACUCAGAUGUUAGCAUCUUUGUCCUCAGAGUUUGGGCCCAAUAUAUUUUUCGUCUUCCUCCAACACACACUUGACACAAUAGAGGGAAAGAGCUCAAAGACAGAGACAGAAAACACUUCCUGUGGACAAGACCUAAGAUAAGACAGUCUCACAGACCUAAGGUUGUCAUAAUGCAAACAGUCUCACGGCGCCCCUGUGUGACAAUAAUAAGCAAUAGCUUUAAAUGACGUAAAGGGAUUUAGUAGCCUUGUAUUUCAUAUGCGUUACACAUUAUUUCUUGCAAGUUGUACCUUGUGUAGCAUAUAGUUAUAUUUCUAGGUGCACAUGCUGUUACGUUAUGGCAUAGGAUUUCAGAAGGGGUUCCAAUUACAGUACAUCUAUGUCUCAGAUUUAAAGAAGCAGAAGAAACCUGUAUAAAACCCAAAGAGGGUGCUAAACACCUUUGGUAUGAUUGAAGCUUUCCACUUUCUCCUGACAGAAUUUGUAAAAUGUAGCCUUAAAACAACCAUUUAAUUUCUGCUUGUCUGUCAGUUCAUGUCGCUCAUUCUACUUACUAGAUCCUAAAGUGACUUUUGUAUCCAGAUUUAUUUGCAUGGAGAUCAAAAAAUAACAGCUCCAGUGUAACAUGCAUGCAACAUGAUACAGGAUGUAACCAGUUGAUCAUUUUGUUAUUGGAUUAUUCAUAAGGAGACAAAAAAAAAGAAUAUUUGCUGUGGUGGCAUGAAAACGUGACUUUGCUUUAAUGUUUUAAUGUUACUGUUUUGUUUUUAUAUGAGAAAUGAUUUUAGUAUAGUGUCAUCAGUAUGACAUGUGUUUGCAUAUACAUGCACACAUAUAUGUCUGCUGGAAAGUCUCGAUUGCUCAUUGCCACUUUACAGGAAGGAUGUUCUUGGUGAUAGAAGUUAGAUGUAGGCACUGACAGCUUUUAAACCACAAAACCACAACUCAAAACACAAUGACUCUUAUGAGUAAACUGACAAAAAAUUCCUGUAUAAAUUUGAGUCUGCCAACUGUUGACCUGUCAGCCUUUGACUGAAAGGUUUGAGAUAGCACCUAAAAAUAUUCAAAAUAUAUCUGUACUAAUGAAAACCUCAGUAUUUGACUGUUUGUAAAAGGACUGUAAUUACAGAAGAAAAAAAACAUUUUGAGAAACAUUCCACAUUUCAAACCAGGAAGACUGGUAACAGUUUAAUAUAUAUAUCUGUCAAAUUGCUGUCUCAGAGAAAGCAUUUGAUUAAGUUUCAAAAAUAUUAAACUAUUCCUACAAUGAAAUUUAUGAUAUUGUGUGAAA
Messenger RNA from Oreochromis niloticus (Nile tilapia), 3681 nucleotides. RefSeq lists its product as uncharacterized. NCBI's taxonomy places the organism in Eukaryota, Metazoa, Chordata, Actinopteri, Cichliformes, Cichlidae. The transcript is spliced from 7 exons. Bases 183 to 1445 code for a protein of 420 amino acids. Gene Ontology annotation, cellular component: plasma membrane. Gene Ontology annotation, molecular function: transmembrane signaling receptor activity. The record is from RefSeq and is a predicted model, not a curated record.